Messenger RNA from Enterobius vermicularis (human pinworm), 771 nucleotides. NCBI's taxonomy places the organism in Eukaryota, Metazoa, Nematoda, Chromadorea, Rhabditida, Oxyuridae. The record is from the annotation of a GenBank genome assembly.
AUGGCUGGAGAUGCUAAGGAAUUGCUGCUCAAGAUAGCAUCAGUGCUUGGAGCAGAAAGGGAUGGAUGCAAUACAACGGAGGUGGAAACAAAGUACCGAGCAUUCUACGGCAAUCCUUUGGAGAUACCAUCAGAAUAUCCCUCGCUCGAAGCUUUUUUUGUCAGUGAAAUCGGGACCAUGUAUGUCGAAAAGAAGAACCAGAGAUGGUUUGCCGUAGAACGGAAGGAGAUUGCUCAUGUUAUAAAACUGGUCAAUAGCACUCAUACCAAGAAGAAGAAAAGGAAGCAGCUGUUCGGCGUUCCAUAUCAUGACCAUCGUGGAUACGGAUAUUGGCAGAGGAAACCAUUUUAUUUAAGAAAAUCACCGUGGGUCAGAAACCACUGCGAACCACAGAAGGUGGUAAAAGCGAAUAUUGCUGCUUCGGAAGUUAGGAACAAAAAUCAAGGAAGUAGAUUUUCUGUUGAUGACGAACUUUCCUUGAAUUUAUUUAGGACUGCGCUUAAGGAAAACGAGGGACGUUGUGUGCCCCAAGGUCCUUCAUUGGAGGAGGAAGAAGAGUUCAAUGCAAGAAGAAAUAAGUGCAUUGCUAACGAGUCUACUUCUUACUAUGUGAACCACUCGGCUCUUGCAAAAAGGAGUGCUUCUCUCAAGGUAAAUGAUUUGGCAGUCUCUGGUCCGUUCUUUCCGAAAAUAAGAAUUCUGAUAUUUUUAGGGGGUCAAAAGGUUUAUCAACUUACUGGAAAGAGCAGGGGGCGACGUGACGUGGAGUGA